Messenger RNA from Artibeus jamaicensis (Jamaican fruit-eating bat), 4551 nucleotides. RefSeq names its product baculoviral IAP repeat containing 3 (gene BIRC3). The record is from RefSeq and is a predicted model, not a curated record. Gene Ontology annotation, biological process: regulation of apoptotic process. The transcript is spliced from 9 exons. Bases 2685 to 4496 code for a protein of 603 amino acids. NCBI's taxonomy places the organism in Eukaryota, Metazoa, Chordata, Mammalia, Chiroptera, Phyllostomidae.
GUAGGUGGGGGAGGGGAGAGCGAGGUGAAAUAUUAACACGCAGCGGACGGAGCCCUCACGGACCAGCCCAGCCGGAACGCCCGGGCAUCAGCUGUCAUCGAGAAGACUUGGCAGGCAGGUCCUGCUGGCGCACAUUAGCCUUGGGGCAGCAGGUUUUACAAAGGAAGUGAACUGUUCUACUUCUAGAGUUUUUCCAGUUUUUUUCUAUAAAUCAAAACAGCUCAGAAUGGAGGCCUAAAACCCUUAAAGGGACUUAGUCUAAUCUCUGGGAGGUAGUUUUGUGCAUGAAUAAACAAAUUAAGUAGUUAAUGAGAGUUUGUAGCAUCCAAAGAAUGUUAUACCUUUAAAAAUAUGAUCUAGUUAUGAGGUAUAACUAUAAAGUAAUAUUGAGUUUGAUUUUGAAUUUGACUGAAAAGGUGAUGGUACUUGGGACACAUUGUUGAAGCACUCUUCAAGGUUGGCUGGGCAAUCUCCCACGGGCUGCUGUGUAGAAUAGAAAAAAGUACUUGUGUUUGUUAAAGAUUUAAAAAUGAGUGACAGUUAUCUAGAACAAAAAGUUUAUAUUCAACCUCCUGCUAAAUUACAGAAAUAUGCUGAAGAGAACUUUGACUUCUACAAUGACAAAAAAUGUCAAGAACAAAACUUUUUAAUAGGUACAACAAAUGUAGAGAAAGUAGGAAAGAUGAACUUGAUGAUUGGUGAAGAAAUUAUGUAACUAUGAUAAAACUAUUGCUAUUUUAAAGUCUAAAGUUUAGUUUGUUCAAAUGGGCUAUUAUCUCUGAGAAUGGUACAAAUAAAGAUGAUGGCUAGAUGGUUACAUUUUGGUGAAGGAACAAACUUAUUCAGAAAGAAAAUUUACACAGAGAUGAUAAUAAACACCAAAACGUUUUUUUAUAACAAUGGUGUAAAAUUUUUGACCAGUGAAAGGAAAGCUGAAAUUAGACAUAACUCACCUUUGAGAUAUGUUUCUUCUGCUACCUGGAAAUAAAGCUUUAAAGUCUACAACAGAAAAUCCGAGCCUCAAAAAAAGAAAGGAAGGAAGGAAGGAAGGAAGGAAGGAAGGAAGAAAGAAAGAAAGAAAGAAAGAAAGAAAGAAAGAAAGAAAGAAAGAAAGAAAGAAAGAAAGAAAGAAAAAAAAAGAAAGAAAGGUAGAAAAAUCCCUACAUCCGCAGGACCAGGAAACCAUGCCUGUUAGUCACUGCUAGAAAAACCAUGAUGACUUGUUCAAAGGUCUUUGUUCAAAAAGAGUAGAUUGUGUCAAAAUAAAUUUAUUAUUUUUUAUGUCGAUAAAUUCUAGCUCAAGGUACACUAUCUGUGAUAUAAUUUCUGACCAAAGUCACAUUUGUACCAUUUGCUUAUCCAAGUUAGGCUAUAGACUCACCACUCUUGACUUUUGACUUUUUUAAAAUAAAUCCAGCCCUGGCUGGUGGUGUAGCUCAGUCGAGUGCAGGCUGCGAACCAAAGGAUUGCCAGUUUGAUUCCCAGUCAGGGCACAUGCCUGAGUUGCAGGCCAGGUCCCCAGUGGGGGCCACCUGAGAGGCAACCACACAUUGAUGUUUCUCUCUCUCCCUCCCUUUCCUUGUCUAAAAAUAAAUAAAAUCUUAAGAAAAAAAAUCCACUACCAGAGUAGAAGAUAUGAUAUUGGCUCUCAACAGCAUGAAGCCGAGUUUAAAAAACCUGUUGAGCAAAUACAUUCAUCUCUGAUAAUUUAUUUAAAAUAGAAUGUCUAAUUUGCUAAGAUUUGAUGGUAUCAUUAUUACAAAGCAACUCAGUUCCUAUCUAUGGAAAAUAAUAAUUAUUUAUUAAAUCUUAAACAAGGUCUUAACACAUAUCUGUCAAUUCUGUUACUACUUUAGCUCUAUCUGGAAGAAAAUUAUAGAUUGAUUAGUUCUCCCUAUUGAAGUGAUUGUAGGGAAUAAAUUACUUAAUUUGAGCAAGACUUCAGAUAUACUAUAUUUCAUUGACUCUAAGAUGUCAUCAAUUAUAAAGUAUAUCAUUAUUUUAUAUACCUCCAAGAAAUAAAAAUGCUGCUAAUUAAAUAUGAUAUUUAAAUUGUCCUUUUAAAUAUCAUAUCUAAAGAUACCUCUCUAUACCGGAGAUAUUAAAACAUGCAUCUUACAAUCAGUGAACUAUGGUAAUGUAUUCUUGUCCUCCUAACACUUUUUUUCCCUGACUACCAAAUUUCACAAUUGAAAUAAAGCAAAAUAAACAUAGUUUGAAUAUUUUUUCCACAGAGUGUGUAUAGAGCGUAACUUUCCGUCAUGAAAGCAAGCCAGCUGAGUCAGACAUUUUACCUUUAGGCUGGCUGACUGUCACUGAAGCCUUCUAGUGGAGAAGUUGAUCCACCUGUGGAACACCUGACAGACACUAAAUGGCGUCUUGAUGACCUAAAGCACUCUACACUUUCAUGAAGGGUUUUAUUUUCAUCACGAGGUACUGUGUAGCAUCACGUUUACAUUGUCCAAUUGUACAAAGGUGCUCUUCAUUACAUAAUUGCCCCUUAAGAUGUAUCAGUGUAGGACUUUAAUCUUGCUGUGCUGAAACCCUGAAGACAGGAGAAAAAAGAACAGAUUUUCCAUUCUAGGUGUCCCACCUAGUACUAAAAUUAACAAAAAUCAAAAGUCAUGCACAAAACUACCUCCCUAGAGAAAGGCUAGUCCCUUUUCCUCCCCAUCCAUUUCUUUAUGAACAUAGUAGAAGACAGCAAAUUCUUAUCAAAUCUGAUGAAAAACGCCAACAUGUUUGAACUGAAAUACGACUUUUCAUGUGAACUGUUCCGAAUGUCUACAUAUUCAACUUUCCCCACUGCUGUUCCUGUGUCGGAAAGGAGUCUCGCCCGUGCGGGAUUUUACUAUACUGGUGUGAAUGACAAGGUCAAAUGUUUCUGUUGUGGCCUGAUGCUGGAUAACUGGAAACAAGGAGACAACCCUAUUGAGAAGCAUAAAAAGUUGUAUCCUAGCUGUAGCUUUGUUCAGAAACUAAAUUCAGGUAACAUUUCGGGAGCCGCCUUUCAGUUUAAUUUGCCUUUUUCAGUGACAAAUUCCACACAUUUAUUACUUCCAAGUUCAGAAAACAUUGGUUAUUUCAGUGGCUCUUAUUCAAGCUUUCCCUCAAGCCCUGUAAACUCCGAAGCAAAUCAAGAUAUUUCCGCCUUGAGAAGUCCCAACUAUGGCCUGAUGAGUACUGAAAACGCCAGAUUACUCACUUUCCAGAUGUGGCCAUCGACCCGCCCGUCGCCAACAGAUCUGGCAAAAGCAGGUUUCUACUACGUGGGACCCGGAGACAGAGUGGCUUGCUAUGCCUGUGGUGGAAAAUUGAGCAACUGGGAACCGGAUGAUGAUGCUAUGACAGAACACCUGAGGCAUUUCCCCAAAUGCCCAUUUUUGGAAAGUCAGCCUCAAGACACUUCGAGAUACAGUAUUUCUAACCUGAGCAUGCAGACACAGGCAGCACGUUUCAAAACAUUCAGUAGCUGGCCCGCUAGUGUUCCCAUUCAUCCUGAGCAGCUUGCAAGCGCCGGCUUCUAUUACAUGGGUUACAACGAUGAUGUCAAAUGUUUUUGCUGUGAUGGCGGACUGAGGUGUUGGGAACCUGGAGAUGACCCAUGGGUGGAACAUGCCAAGUGGUUUCCAAGGUGUGAGUACUUGAUACGAGUUAAAGGACAAGAGUUCAUCAGUCGAAUUCAAGCCAGUUACCCUUAUCUACUUGAACAGCUGUUAUCUACUUCAGACAAUCCAGAAGAUGAAAAUGCAGAGUCACCAAUUAUUCAUUAUGGACCAGGAGAGAACCGUUCAGAAGAUGCGGUCAUGAUGAAUACACCUGUGGUUAAAGCUGCCUUGGAAAUGGGCUUCAGUAGAAGGCUGGUCAAACAGACAGUUCAGAGUAAAAUCCUAACAAGUGGAGAGAAUUACAAAGUCGUCAGUGACCUUGUAUUAGAUUUACUUAAUGCUGAAGAUGAAAUAAGAGAAGAGGAGAAAGAAAGAGCAACUGAGGAAGAAGAAUCAGAUGAUCUAUCAUGUAUCCGGAAAAGUAGAAUGGCACUUUUUCAACAUUUGACUUGUGUGCUUCCAAUCUUGGAUAGUCUACUAAUUGCCAGAGUGAUUAAUGAACAAGAACAUGAAGUUAUUAAACAGAAAACACAGACAUAUUUGCAAGCAAGAGAACUGAUUGAUACUGUUAUAGUAAAAGGAAAUUUUGCAGCCACCGUAUUCAGAAAGUCUCUACAAGAAAUUGACCCCAUAUUAUACAAGCGUUUAUUUGUGCGACAGGACAUAAAGUAUAUUCCCACAGAAAAUAUUUCAGAUUUACCAGUGGAAGAACAAUUGAGGAGACUGCAAGAAGAAAGAACAUGUAAAGUCUGUAUGGACAAAGAAGUGUCCAUAGUGUUUAUUCCUUGUGGUCAUCUAGCAGUAUGCAAGGAGUGUGCCCCUUCUCUAAGAAAAUGCCCUAUUUGUAGAGGUACAAUCAAGGGUACAGUUCGUACAUUUCUUUCAUGAAGACGACCCUAAAUUUUAGAAUUAAUGGAUUAAAUAUAUUGUAAUUUUAACUUUA